Molecule: messenger RNA, 834 nt
Organism: Mollisia scopiformis
Lineage: Eukaryota; Fungi; Ascomycota; Leotiomycetes; Helotiales; Mollisiaceae
Exons: 1
Coding region: 169-666 (165 amino acids)
Source: RefSeq, a predicted model, not a curated record
AAAUAAUAGUCUCGCAGCACUAAACAGCAGAACAGCCUCUGCCAGACGACUAUUUCAUUCUUCAAUCAAGCUGAAAUGUAACAAUCAUCAACUUCAUACAUACUCGCAAACACUCUCAACUCAACACUCAAACUUACCAACCAACUCUUCUCAAACAAGAAACCAAAAAUGGUUCGCGUAGGACCCCCAACCGGCUCCGUCGACUCGACCUCCUCGACAUCCCCAACAUGUCAAAUACUAAUCCGUCACGAGCUAAUCCGUCUCGAGAAAAGGCUAGUCUGGGCCAAGCGCAUGGUUCAGCGACGUCACGACCUUGGGUACGAGCGGCGGGACAAGGAGAUGCAGCUACUUGUGCAAAAAGUGUCGCAUCUCGAAAGCUUCAUCCGAGAUCGGUUCAGCCUGAUGCGAGCACUCCUCCCAGAACAGCAACGACAAGACCAAAUCGAAGUCCGACUCGAGGAGUUCGAAACCCUUCAUGACGAUCUUGCUUUCUGGGUGGACGUAGCAGAUCGUGUGACUGACACCAGACCCAGGGCCGGGCGAUGGACCCCACACCAGAACAGGAUCACGCCACUCGAGCACAAAGUCGGGUUUCAGCGUCUUGCUCUUCUGGUCCUUAUGGAUGCAAAGGAGAAGGAUGAGUGGAAUGGCAAGGUCCCCAUAUAGCGCUAGCUCGUCUGGAGACUAAGUUCGCGCGACUCAAGGACAAGUUUCCGGACUUCCCUCUAGAACGUAUAGCCGGACCAAUCAAUUAUCACGUAAUCCACGAGUUAAUGAUGGGCUGGGAUAUAAAGGAGUACAAGGGAAUUGAGGGCCGCAUUGUGCAGAUGCGUA